Molecule: messenger RNA, 2829 nt
Organism: Fragaria vesca subsp. vesca
Lineage: Eukaryota; Viridiplantae; Streptophyta; Magnoliopsida; Rosales; Rosaceae
Product: 52 kDa repressor of the inhibitor of the protein kinase-like
Exons: 3
Coding region: 1-2829 (942 amino acids)
Source: RefSeq, a predicted model, not a curated record
AUGGAAGGGCAGGAAGGCCUCAAGAGGUCCCAAUUUUCAAGCAGAGAAUUUGGAAUGUCUCGUACUAGGAAACAUCCUGCUUUAGCAAGAAGAUAUCCUUCUGGACAUCAGAAGCGUAAAAAAAGAAGCAAAAUAGAAAAAUUUGUAGAGUCUCAGAGUGGGGCAAUGGAUCAAUUUGUUGAAAUAAUACCGGGAAAUCCGUCACUUAAAGAUUUAGCUAAUGAAGAAAAAAAUGUUGGUGAUGAAUUAGAUGAUGGGUUAGCCUUGGAAAAUAAUGUGCAGGAAGAUAAGAAUGAGAAUGGAGGCAAUCAAAUUGAUGAUGGCUUGCACUCUGAAAAUGUUGAUGACCAGGAAGAUGAGAAUGAGGUUGGAGGCAAUCCAAUUGAUGGUAGCUUAGACUUUCACAAUGUUGAUGACCAAGGAGAUGAGAAUGAGGUUGGAGGCAAUCAAAUUGAUAAUGCCUCUGGUUUUGAAAAUGCUGAUGACAAGGAAGAUGGCAAUCAAGUUGAUGAUGGGAUAAACUUUGAUCAUGUAAGUGGUGAUGCCAAUGACAUUGGUCCCUCUGAAACUGAUGAUGAUGUGGUUAGUGUAGUGAACGAAGAACCAAGUUCAUCUCUUCCGGUUGACAUAUUUGAUCCAAGAAACUGGGAGGAUUUAGAUCUUAAAUGGAAGGAUCUGCUAGUGGAAAAAGGUCCUAUAAGAGAUGUCCUUACAGGGAAAGGUCCCAAAAAUAAAUCAAAACGGUGUUUCUCCUCAGACUUCUACACUCGGAUUUUACCAAACGGUCAAAAGCACCAUAGAGAUUGGUUGGUAUAUUCGAAAACACUUGACAAAGCAUUUUGUUUUUGUUGCAAAUUGUUUAAAAGGGGGCCUCAACCAAGUCAACUAGCAAAUGAGGGAUACUAUGAUUGGGGACAUGUUAGUGGCAGACUUAAAGAACAUGAGACAAGUGCUGAGCAUGUCAAUUACUAUGCUAGUUGGUGUGAGUUGCGUAUCAGAUUAGAGAAAGGUACAACAAUUGAUCAUGGUAUUCAAGAACAAAUCAAGAAGUCAAAAGUGCAUUGGAGGAUGGUGUUAUGUCGAUUAGUUUCUAUUGUGAAAUUUUUGGCUAAACAGAACUUAGCAUUUCGUGGUAGUAAAGAGAAGCUUUUUGAGGAUAGCAAUGGGAAUUUCAUGGCUGCGGUUAAAAUGAUUGCUGAGUGGGACUUGGUGAUGAAGGAGCACAUUGAGAAAAAGGUACAUCAUCAUUAUCUUAGCCACAAAAUUCAGAACAAGUUGAUAUGUUUGCUAGCUUAUGAAAUCAAGAGUUCUAUUCUUAAAAAAAUUAAAGAAGCUAAGUUCUUUUCUGUGAUACUUGAUUGUACUCCUGAUGUUAGCAACCAAGAGCAGAUGACUUUGGUUAUAAGAUGUGUUGAUGUGUCUACAGGUCCGAUAAAAGUAGAAGAAUACUUUCUAGGAUUUUUGAAAGUGGAUGAUACAACAGGUCAAGGCUUGUUUGAAGAGCUGCAGAAUGUGUUGAAAAGUUUUGGUCUUGAUAUUGAUGAUGUGAGAGGGCAGGGAUAUGAUAAUGGGGCAAAUAUGAGAGGGAAACACCAAGGUGUACAAAGAAGACUGUUGGAUAUAAAUCCUAGAGCAUUAUACACCCCAUGUGGCUGUCAUUCUUUGAAUUUAACUCUUUGUGACAUUGCAAACUCAUGUGAAAAAGCGAAAGACUUUUUUGGAGUAAUACAACGGAUUUAUACAAUAUUUGCUCAUUCUACAAAGAGGUGGAAGAUGUUGGUAGACCAUGUAACGGUAAAAGGGUUAACUCUCAAAUCAUUGUCCACCACUCGAUGGGAAAGUCGUAUUGAGAGUGUGAAAGCCAUAGUACUUCAAGCUCCACAAGUCAGAGAAGCUUUACUUGAACUUGCAGAAGAAAGAGAUACCGACUCCAAAAUAAGAAGUGAAGCUAAGUCUUUGGCUACAUUUGAACUUGGAAAAUUUGAGUUUUUAUUGGGCAUGGUUAUUUGGUAUGACAUUUUGGGCAAGGUCAACAUAGUUAGUAAAUCCUUACAAUCUGAAAACAUGCUUAUUGACAUUGCUAUGACCAAGAUUAAGGGGCUUAUUGCUUCAUUUGAAGAGUACAGAGAAACCAGAUUCAGACAAGGCAUCAAUACUGCAAAAGAACUUGCUUCAUCAAUGAAGAUUGAUCCUAUUUUUCCUGACAAGAGACAUAUAUAUAGAAAGAGAAAAUUUGAUGAGCUUUCAGGUGAGUCUUCUCAAACACCUCAAGAAUCUGCUGAGGAAGCUUUUAGAAUUCAUUAUUUCUUAUACAUAGUUGAUCAAACAAUUGGAUCAUUGAAGAAAAGGUUUGAGGAAUAUGAAGAUCUUUUUGGAUUCCUUUUUACAUCUGAUAAGUUGAAUUCAUUGGUUGAUGAGGAUUUGAAGGCUCGUUGCAAGAAUCUUGAAAGGAAGCUACAAAGAAAAGAGGGCUCGGGACAAGCUGAUUCAGAUUUGGAUGGAGAUGAACUAUAUCAAGAAUUAAAGAUCAUACAACAUCAUCUACCAAAAGAAACAAAAACAGCAGGUGCAAUACUAAACUUUUUACAAAGAAUGAAUUGUUUCCCCAAUGCAUUCAUUGCAUACAAGAUAUUAUUGACUGUUCCAGUGACCGUGGCAUCUGCAGAGAGAAGUUUUUCUAAAUUGAAGUUGCUAAAAUCUUGUUUGAGAUCAACCAUGACUCAAACAAGAUUGAAUUCCCUUGGAUAUCACAUGGACGAUUCAGUUGAAAGACAAGGACAGACAAGGAUAGACUAUAGCCAAGGAGAGGAUCUUGAUCCUCUCUCAUAG